AGCGCGUGCGCGUAGUGGCUGCGGUCGUACGUCACAGAGGAAGAUGGAGGAAUAUGCACGCGAGCCCUGCCCAUGGAGGAUAGUUGAUGACUGUGGUGGAGCUUUUACAAUGGGUGCCAUUGGUGGUGGAAUAUUUCAGUCAAUUAAAGGCUUCAGGAAUGCUCCAGUCGGAAUGAGUCACAGGCUUCGUGGAAGUUUGACUGCAGUUAAGACCAGAGCUCCACAAUUAGGAGGAAGCUUUGCUAUAUGGGGUGGGCUGUUUUCCAUGAUUGACUGUGGCUUAGUAAAGGUCAGAGGUAAAGAAGACCCGUGGAACUCCAUAACCAGUGGAGCCUUAACAGGAGCAAUAUUAGCUGCACGAAAUGGUCCAGUGGCAAUGGUGGGAUCAGCUGCUAUGGGAGGUAUACUUCUUGCCUUGAUUGAAGGGGCUGGAAUAAUGCUCACACGAUUUGCUUCAACACAAUUUCCAACAGGUCCACAGUUUGUAGAUGACCCAACUCAGCUACAGACUCCAUCAUUUGGUGAAUAUCGACAAUAUCAGUGACAAAUCCAUUGCAAUACCUCUAGCUUUGUGGAUGCUGAGAAGAUAUGUUAACAAAUAGUCACUCCAGACAUCUGUGAAGAGCACACCAUCUUACAUGUAGUCACGUUACAAUUUAUUUUAAGGUGGCUGAUCUGAGUUAUUGCAAGACUGGUGUGAUGAGAAAAGGCCAUUGUGGAAAGUUUGAGAAUGUAUAAAAUAAUUUUCUGCCAAUGGCCUUGAAAUAUAUGUAUAUAUGGUAUAUCCCAUAUUUUACUUUGAUAUGAAGGUCCUUAUCAGCAACUGUUAUUUAGUCCAAGAUUAUUUUUAUGCCUCAGUUUUAUAGAAAUCUCUGGUCAAUGUAUAUGUAAACUAUGGUAAAAUCUGUUGACAUUUGCCCUUUGUCAUUUCAUAUUCAACAAAUAUAAUCAGAACAGCCAGUUCCUUUCGAGGUACUUUUCAAUCUGAAUGGGCACAAGUCACAAAACAUUGAGGGAAAAGUUGUUCCAUCUCAUGACAUUAAAAAUUUAAGGCCAAAUCAUCGUUCAUUGUUUUAAUUUAUUUAAUACUUUGGGGACUUGUCUUAUGAAACUUCUGUGCCAAAUGUAUUUUGCUAGAUAUCUUAAUUUGAUGUAUUAGGCUAAUAUAGAGUGAUAAUUACUUGACCUGCAUUAUUUAUCAUUCAACUUGAUGCACUUGUGCUAGGGAAAAAUUAUUUCUAUAGUUAGAAGAAAAAGUUGGAAUUUGGGCACUUAUUUUUAAAAAAAACCUUUUUAUAGACCUAACAUAAUUGGGUUUUCAGUUUAAUGGGUCAUUUAUCACUUUCACCCUGCCCUUCAAUACUUUGAAUUGAGUUAUGCAUCACGCAACUUGUCACUUGAUUGUACCUAACUAAAUUUCCAUUGAGUUGGUAUUUCUGGCACAAUGAAGAACACUAGUGCGUUUAGAACAUUUGUUUAAAAUAUUCUGAAAGUAUAUCGUCAAUAAAUAUAAAAUUUAAAUUUUU
Messenger RNA from Stegostoma tigrinum, 1526 nucleotides. RefSeq names its product translocase of inner mitochondrial membrane 17 homolog A (yeast) (gene timm17a). The transcript is spliced from 6 exons. Gene Ontology annotation, biological process: protein import into mitochondrial matrix. Gene Ontology annotation, cellular component: mitochondrial inner membrane; TIM23 mitochondrial import inner membrane translocase complex. Gene Ontology annotation, molecular function: transmembrane protein transporter activity. NCBI's taxonomy places the organism in Eukaryota, Metazoa, Chordata, Chondrichthyes, Orectolobiformes, Stegostomatidae. Bases 44 to 544 code for a protein of 166 amino acids. The record is from RefSeq and is a predicted model, not a curated record.